Salmo salar (Atlantic salmon) is the source of this 701-nucleotide messenger RNA. NCBI's taxonomy places the organism in Eukaryota, Metazoa, Chordata, Actinopteri, Salmoniformes, Salmonidae. The record is from RefSeq and is a predicted model, not a curated record.
ACAUUAUUGUCCUUGCCCAGAUCAACGCUAACGAUGACAGAGGUGUCCUGAUGGGGCGGUGGGAUGGUCGAUACGAUGGUGGCAUGUCCCCCACUUACUGGAACGGUAGUGUGGAGGUACUAAGGAGGUGGCUCAAAAAUGGCAGCAAUCCAGUCAAGUAUGGCCAGUGUUGGGUGUUCGCCGCUGUAAUGUGCACAGUACUGAGGUGUUUGGGAAUCCCAUGUCGAGUGGUUUCCAACUUUCAGUCAGCCCACGACACCGACAAAAACCUGACAAUUGACGACUUCUUCUCCGACUAUGGAGUCAGACCCAAACAGAGCCCCGACAGUGUAUGGAACUACCAUGUGUGGGUGGAGGCCUGGAUGAGACGGCCCGAUCUCUCAGCAGGCUCCUUAUACGAUGGCUGGCAGGUUGUGGACCCCACCCCCCAGUUGAAAAGCAAUGAUGUUUACUGCUGCGGCCCUGCUCCAGUCAAGGCAAUACUGCAGGGUCACGUUGACCUCAAAUACGAUGUGCCCUUUGUCUUCGCCGAAGUCAACGCCGACCGUGUAACCUGGAUGGUGUUCGCUGACGGCUCCAAGAAAAAGAUCUCCACGGACAGUGUGUCCGUAGGCCAGAACAUCAGCACCAAGGCAGUGGGCAGUGACAAGAGUGUGGACAUCACGCCAACUAUAAAUAUGCAGAGGGUUGGUAUUGAAUGA